GCUGCUGUUUGGGACCCUGUAUCCUGCAUAUUACUCUUAUAAAGCUGUCAAAACCAAAAAUGUCAAGGAAUAUGUGCGCUGGAUGAUGUACUGGAUUGUGUUUGCUCUGUAUACAGUCGUGGAGACCAUCACAGACAUGACACUUGCAUGGUUCCCUCUGUACUAUGAGCUGAAAAUAGCUUUUGUGAUCUGGCUGCUGUCCCCCUACACCAGAGGAGCAAGUCUCAUUUACAGGAAGUGUCUGCACCCCCUGCUCUCCUCAAGGGAGCAAGAAAUAGAUGAAUAUAUUGUGCAGGCAAAAGAGAGGAGCUACGAAACCAUGGUGAACUUUGGUAAGCAGGGACUGACCAUUGCAGCUACUGCUGCUGUCUCUGCGGCUGUUAAGGGUCAGGGUGCCAUCACGGAAAAGCUACGUAGCCUGAGUAUGCAUGACCUGACACAGAUAGACCAGCAGGAGGACCGUGGAGACCCACUGUACCAGUACAGCUCCCGAUCCUCUAACCCAGCCACCAGGAGAUCUCAAAGUACCAACUCUGCUGUUAAAGAUGAGUAUUAUUAUGAACAGGAAGAGAGGACAGAUGAGGACGGCGAGCCGACUUUCUCAGAGGAUGAGGCCCUCAGCCAGAAAGGUGUGAGACGAUCUCAGAGCGUCAAGAUGACCAGAUCGAAGCUCCGCAAAGAUCUUCGCUAUGGAUCACUGAAGAUUAAAAGUAAGAAGAGACCAACAGUGAGCUCUGCCAACUAUGCACCAUGACAAGAGUCCUGCUGACACACACACACGCACACAGCAGAGCAGCCUGCUGAUUGGUGGGCACUGAAUUUUUACUCUGCUGACAUCUUUCUUACCAAACGCAUCCAAAACCAGCAGCUCUGAGAGGAGAGCUUUUGUUUCUGUGCUUUAAGGUGUUCAGGACAUGUAGAACAUGGACACCAUGCUGAGUUUUUAUCAGAUUUGUAAAAAUGUGUGUUUAGUCCUAUAAAUAUAUUUGUUGUCUUUGUAUUGUUUUAUACACACUAACAAGUUGUGUAACUUGAGCUGAAACUAUACAUUCAAAGCUUGAACCUUUCUAACAAAAUCCUUAUAAAUCCAUAUUAAGAAGUAAACAUGAGUUGAUAUAUUUUUCAAAUUUUUUAUUUGGUCAGAAUGAUUUUGGUUCAGGCUUCCUAUGCAAACUACAAAUGACAGGAUAAAGCUGAAGAAGCAAAGAAGGCUUUUCAACUUGUUUUGAAAAUCAAUUUAAAUAGAAAAAUGUUCAAAAAAGAUGCUUUGCUCUCAGAAAUAUUGUUCCAUAUCCAUCUUUGCUUCAAUUGUUUUUUUUCUAUCAUUAUUUUGAUCACUGACCACUGUUCAAAUACGUAUUUGGGCCACACAAGAUUUUUUUUAAGUCGUAACAUUACGAGAAAAUAGUCAAAAACAUUACAAGAAAAUAGUCAAAAACAUUACGAGAAAAUAGUCAAAAACAUUACGAGAAAAAAGUCAAAAACAUUACGAGGAAAAAGUCAAAAACAUUACGAGGAAAAAGUCAAAAACAUUACGAGAAAAUAGUCAAAAACAUUACGAGAAAAUAGUCAAAAACAUUACGAGAAAAUAGUCAAAAACAUUACGAG
Austrofundulus limnaeus is the source of this 1608-nucleotide messenger RNA. It is a transcript of the gene reep3b, whose product is annotated as receptor accessory protein 3b. Gene Ontology annotation, molecular function: microtubule binding. The record is from RefSeq and is a predicted model, not a curated record. Gene Ontology annotation, cellular component: endoplasmic reticulum membrane; cytoplasmic microtubule; endoplasmic reticulum tubular network. Gene Ontology annotation, biological process: endoplasmic reticulum tubular network organization. Lineage: Eukaryota; Metazoa; Chordata; Actinopteri; Cyprinodontiformes; Rivulidae.